Alosa alosa (allis shad) is the source of this 1619-nucleotide messenger RNA. RefSeq lists its product as uncharacterized. The transcript is spliced from 5 exons. Bases 1 to 1557 code for a protein of 518 amino acids. The record is from RefSeq and is a predicted model, not a curated record. NCBI's taxonomy places the organism in Eukaryota, Metazoa, Chordata, Actinopteri, Clupeiformes, Clupeidae.
AUGCCCUGGCAAAGGAGAGUCACACUGACCAGUGCAGUGUCCAGCAGCCUUGAACACAACCCUUCUCUGCAGACAGGGGUAGAGAUAGAGAGGAAGGCAACUCGAGUGCUGCCAGUCCUGUCUGGUCCCCUCACACUCUCUCAGAUGAAGUACACAAAGAACACAGACCAUACGAAAUCCCCAGCAGCCCUGAUUAGGCAUCUGCAUUCAUAUGGGCUUUUGGAUAGAGCCACAGAUGGAGACGGAGAGACCUUUGAGGAGGUGGACGACGAGGUGGCAGAGGUCGAGGAGCCAGAGGUCAAGGUGAAGGGGCAGGAGAAGAGAUCGUCUGAGGAGGGAGGGAAGCCCACAUUUGCUGACAUUGAUUGGCCACCAGAGGGAGUCGAAGUGGACUCUGUGGAGUACUACCGCAGACUGAAGGACCUGCCCUGGAGCCUCCCUGCCCUGGAGCAGGCGCUAUACCUCAGCCUGCCUGCGUGGCUACAGGCAGCUUUGCUUUGUAACCUUUUGGGGCAUGUGGUCAAAUCUGAUGUGCCAGGCUUUUCCUUCCCAGUGCGCAUGAUGUCCUACCUCCUUCUCCCCUACACUUUACCAGCCUCUGCCAUCUUUCAGCUCAACUACAGAUUCAUGCGCUUGGCAUAUUGGGAUAAAACCAAUUUGCUGAAGUGUUUCAAAGGAGUCCAAGAGAGUGUCCAUUGGAAGAGGUGGAACAGAAAAGUCCAGGAGAAAGCCCAUUGGCUGAGCUGGAUCGGAGGACUACAGGAUAAAUCCCAUUGGCCAACGUGGGUCACAGGGCUCCAGGAGAAAGCUCAUUUGCUGUGGUGGGACGUGAGGCAGGUUGUGCGGCUUCUCGUCAGAGUCUCUGUUUCCAGUCUAAAGACAAUGCUCCCUGGCAGGUUGCCGUCUCUUCCAUUUCCUUUACUGCAUUUUCCAGCUGUGAGCCUCCAGUGGCUCCAAUCCAUCCCUCUCCCCUCCAUCCCUCUUCCCUCCAUCCCUCUUCCCUUCAUCCCUUUCCCGUCUCUGUGCUCCCUUACUUUCUUUGCUCCUUCUCUCUUGCUGCGGAUUCUCCCCUUACGGUUCCUCAGUUUUGGAUCAGCGCCACAGACAGAACCCGGCCCUGCGAGGGGCACCAUCCAAAGAAAGCGGCACUCCGUGCUGCGGUUCCACCUCUCCACCACCUCCAGCGCCUCCAACCUGGACCCCCUGGGCCCUUCCUCAGACACCCCCUGCCCCCCAGAGCCCCCCCGGGCCUUCUCCCUCCUCAUCAACCUGCAGCUGGAGGUGGAUGAACAGCCAGAGUUCUACCCUGUUCUGCCUCAGCUGCCAGCCCCCCUGGAGGUCCAGCUCAGUCCAGAGGAGGUGGAGGAUGAAGGCCUCUGCUCCCCCCAUAUCUCCUUCCUGGGCGUCAGAGAGGAGGAUGUGAGAGAUGAGGACAGUGAUGUGGAGGACUCUGGGACAUCUGGGAUAGCUCCUCUUCAUAGUCCUCCCAUAAUGACCUUUGCCAGUAAACAGUCUCCGAAUAGCAUUCAAUUACAUGCAUUAAAUAUCACUGAAUAAGUAUUGAGUGCUGGUAUGUCUAGAACUAAGAGAUAAUAAACAUCCCUCUGACUUAACUGGAA